Messenger RNA from Cornus florida, 1625 nucleotides. Its product is annotated as probable protein S-acyltransferase 16. The transcript has 7 exons. Gene Ontology annotation, molecular function: palmitoyltransferase activity. The coding region runs from base 205 to 1059 and encodes 284 amino acids. The record is from RefSeq and is a predicted model, not a curated record. NCBI's taxonomy places the organism in Eukaryota, Viridiplantae, Streptophyta, Magnoliopsida, Cornales, Cornaceae.
AUAUUUCACCGAACACAUAAUAACCAAUUUCUCUUACUUCAAGUUUCAGACCCAACAAGAACCUGCCGGAGACACCGUCGUAAUACAUAUACGCCGGUGGCUCCGGCACAUUAUAAAUACACUCACCAAAUCCUCGUAGUAACAAUAAUUUUUGUUCUCGUAAGAAUACCCCAAGGCCGAUCAUCGGACCGUUUCAGGCCAGAGAUGAAACGGAGCUUCCGGCUCUCUCUUUCGGUUACCGUCGUUAUCGCGGCCAUUGGUUUCAUAUACUUCUCGACGGUCUUCGUGUUCAUAGACCGGUGGUUCGGUCUGACCUCGUCGCCUGGCAUCAUGAACGCCGUCGUUUUCACCGCCAUCGCCAUUAUGUGCGUCUUCAACUACUCAGUCGCCAUAUUCACCGAUCCGGGACAGGUCCCGUCCACCUUCGUCCCGGACAUUGAAGACGCAGAUAACCCUAUCCACGAGAUCAAGCGCAAGGGUGGGGAUUUGAGAUACUGCCAAAAGUGUUCCCACUAUAAGCCUCCACGUGCACAUCAUUGCCGUGUGUGUAAAAGAUGUGUUUUGCGGAUGGAUCACCAUUGCAAUUGGAUGAAUAAUUGUGUGGGCCAUGCGAACUACAAGGUCUUCUUCGUCUUUGUUGUGUAUGCUGUAAUUGCAUGCAUCUACUCAUUGGUUUUGCUUGUGGGCAGUCUGACUAAUGAUGAUCAAAAGGACGAGCAGCAAAGUGAAGGAUCUUUCAGAACUGUAUAUGUUAUUUCUGGAUUGUUGGUGAUACCAUUAACUGUGGCACUGAGCAUUCUUUUGGGUUGGCAUAUCUAUCUCAUUUUGCAAAACAAAACUACAAUUGAGUACCAUGAAGGGGUGAGAAGCAUGUGGCUUGCAGAGAAAGGAGGGAAUGUUUAUUCACAUCCGUAUGAUCUUGGUGCCUAUGAAAAUCUGAUAACGGUGCUGGGUCCAAGUAUCCUCUACUGGUUAUGUCCCACAUCAAGACAUAUUGGCUCUGGUCUUCGUUUCCGCACCGCAUAUGAUAUAGCCAUUGGCGCUUCAACAUCCAAAUGAGUUUCAGUGUUGGCUGGUUGGUUGGUUUUGGAAUUUUAUGGGCAGUAGAAUUCACUCUUUCUUGGGUAGAAGCGGAGGAGGCAUCCUAAUCUUUUGACACGGUUUGGCUUUGCCCAUUUCAAGUGUAGGUUUAACUGUUUUGCUCGGGGUAGCUGGGGUUGCCAACGGUUCGUAAUUCAGCAGUUGCCAACGGUUCAAUGAGUUCUUGAAGCUUUUAGAUGCAAAUUAUAGGUCUCUAAGAAAAGGACUCUACAAAGACAAGUGCCAUUUUUAUUCACUAGUGUCGCGCAUCGAUUCUCAGAUUGUUUAGAUCAUGUAGAAGUUAGAUCAUCGAAUUUUGUUGAUAUUCUUAGACCAUGUACAAAACCAUUUCAGGCUAUAACCCACCAUAUCCGAAAUGGAGGAGAGAGCUGAAAUCCACUGAAACGAGCAGAUUCCUCGUCUAGUUUUCUCUAGAAAAAUCUUCUUCAUCCAGCUCACAAAGUUGUACACUUGUACCUUGCAAAAGCUGAAUAAUAGUAUUGUGAUUGAUAUUCUUUGUUUCAAUAAACCUUCAUUUUCUUUAA